This is a messenger RNA of Dufourea novaeangliae, 831 nucleotides long. RefSeq names its product histidine-rich glycoprotein-like. The record is from RefSeq and is a predicted model, not a curated record. NCBI's taxonomy places the organism in Eukaryota, Metazoa, Arthropoda, Insecta, Hymenoptera, Halictidae. The transcript has a single exon. The coding region runs from base 1 to 831 and encodes 276 amino acids.
AUGCUACGAGUCGUCUGUCCCAUCGUACUUUGCCUGCUGGUGCAGGCAUGCUACGCGCGAGAGUUGACCGGCUAUCGGGCUCGUCGCGAUGCAGAGACGGAUGUGACGAACGCUCAUCAACCGGUCCCGUCGAAGACUUCCGGUUUGAGCGAGGGCGGCCAAGAUUUCAACGAUCUCGCGACAGCUGCCUCGGGUCAUCAAGGCCAACAUCACGAAUCAGGCGGUGGGCACAGCCAUCACGCGGACCACCACGAGGAGCACGGUGCUGAGGGCGAAAAAGGCUACAAGAGCCAUCACCAUCACGACAAAACCGACAAAGGUGAGCACGACAAGGAACAUCAGGCUGGCCAUCACGAAGAGCACGGUGGCCACAAGAAGGGACACCACGACGAAAAUGAGAAGUACGGGGAGCACCACGAGGGCGAGAAAGGGCACAAAGGUGGCAAAUUCGGCGAGAAAAAGGGCCAUAAAAAAGGCCACAAGACAAAAGGCUAUCACAACAAGUUCCACAAGGACGAGUAUCACAAGGAGCACAAGUUCUACGAUGAUUAUCAUAAAGGAGGCCAUCAUAAGAAACACGGAGACUUUCAUGGACACCAUGAGAAGAAAGAAGGCGAACACAAGAAGGCCGGACACAAACAUGCCGGAUAUCACGAGGAUCACCAUGGCAAGAAGGGACAUCACGAUAAGGGACAUCUGGACGAACAGCACAAGGGUCAUCAUGGGAAGCAUGGACACGAUGAUCACUACAGUCAUCAUGAUUCUUACGGCAAGAAGGGCGAUCAGCAUUCUGGAAAGAAGUUUGGGUACAAUAAGGGGCACAAGGGUUGA